GAUUUUUCCUCUUUCCUCGAUACUCUCAGCUAUAUACAUAUUUUGUCAAUACCCCCUCACACUCCCUCGCCAUGACCUUGUCACGAAGCCAAACCAAGCAGGAGAAAGAAAUUAAUAUCCAGGUCGUUGUCCGCUGCAGGGGGCGCAAUGACCGGGAACGCAGAGAGAGCAGCGUGCCUGCCAUGGAUAUAGCACCGCUGAGCGGCAGAGAAAUCACACUGCGCAAUGGGGUAAACGUCCGGAAUUACACGUUUGACAGGGUGUUUGGCCCGCAAGCCGACCAGAAAGAGAUAUAUGAUAAUGUCGUACAGCCCAUUCUGGACGAGGUGCUUCAGGGCUACAACUGCACAAUCUUCGCCUACGGACAGACUGGGACAGGAAAGACCUACACGAUGGAAGGCGAUUUGGACAUGCAGAUGCCAUCAUUUGCAGACAGCAACCAGAGGCUGAUAACUAGCGGCCUGGGCAGCAUCAGGAUUCCCACCAAUGCCGGCAUUAUCCCCCGCACGCUGUACCAGCUGUUCAAGGCCAUCGGCAAUGAUCCCGCCAGCAUGGUGACAGUAUCGUAUAUGGAGCUGUACAACGAGGAGUUCCGUGAUCUGUUUGUGGACACGAACGCCAAAGGCGAGCCGAACGGGCCGCACAUCCAGGUCUUCGACACUGGAACCAAGGGCAACAUUCAGUUCCAGGGCCUCGAGGAGAAGCGGGUGCAGACGGCCGAGCAGGCGAUUGCACUAAUGCGCGAUGGCUCGCUGCGACGCCGAGUGGCAGCAACCAGGUGCAAUGACACCAGCUCGCGCUCACACGCAAUCUUCACAAUCAACGUGCUUGUUCGCGAAUCGGCACUGGGCUCUGACGGCGACUACGUGCUCAAGCGCGGAAAGCUCAAUCUGGUUGAUCUUGCAGGCAGCGAGAAUAUUGGACGCAGCGGAGCCGAGAACAUGCGCGCACGCGAGGCCGGCCAGAUCAACCAGUCGCUGCUGACCCUGGGGCGGGUUAUCACUUGCCUGGUCGAGAAGCACCAGCACAUUCCAUACCGCGACAGCAAGCUGACACGCGUUCUCAAGGACUCGCUGGGCGGAAAGACGCGCACGUGCCUGAUUGCCACAGUGAGUCCAUCCAAGGCGAGCAUCGAGGAGACGAUCAAGACACUGGACUAUGCGGGCAAGGCGAAGAGCAUCAAGAAUAAGCCGGCAGCCAACCGCACAGUGUCCAAGGCCGACAUUAUCAUCGAGCUGACAGGGAAGAUUAACCGUCUGGAAGAUGACCUCAACGCGGCGCGCGACAAAAUGGGCUUCUAUGUGUCGAAGGAAACGUACGAUCAGCUGGUAGAGGAUUCAAAGUCGGCAAAGAUGCGGGGCGAGUCUUGGCAGAACGAGAGGGUGCUCAUGGAGGACAACCUGAAUCAGCUGAAUGAUGAGAACCGCAAGCUCAAGGAAAAAUACGAGGAAAUGGAGGACAAGCUGAGCGAGGCCAGGAACCAGCUGGUGCAGACGCAGCAGGAUCUGGAGAAUGCCCGUCAGGACUACAAAAACCAGAUUGUUGUGUCCAAGGCCCAUGCUAUGCACGAAGAGGAGCUGGAUGAAGCCGCGCGUACACUGCACAGCUCGCUCAGCGCUGCGACCAGGGACUCGGCGAAGCUCCAUGCAAAGAUCUCGCGCAUGCAGGAACGCGAGCAGCUGAAUCUCAACGCGGUAGCCAGGAUUGGCAGUCUGGUAGGUGAGGAGACAUCGCGGGCGCUGUCGUCAGUCGCCGAAUACAGCAAGCAGGCUGGAGCGCAAACCCAGCAGCUGCUGGCUACGCUGCAUGACCGUGUCGGCGAGCAGUUUGAGACUGAAAUCAGGACGAAGCUGAGCGAAGCAGAGUCGCGACUUGCAGCCCAUCUGGCUGAGCUGGCUGAGAAGGCUGAGGAAUCUGGCGUGGAGCAGCGUGAUACAUGCGUAGCGUCAAUCGAGUCGGUCUCGGAGCUUGUCGCGCAGCUCAAGGUUACGAUGGCAAUCUGGUCAAAAAGUGUGUUGGGGCUUGCGAACAAAGCACCUUGCGCAUGGAGCAGUCCUCUCAGUGCCAGCUGGACGGCAUCAAUAGCGCAGCAGUCGGCGUCCGGUCGCUGCUCGACAAGUGCGUAGCGGACUCAGCUGCGGUUAUGAAGGAGGCUCAGCUGAGCACCGAGAAGGACAUUGCUGCAAUGCACCGAGAGAUCGAGGAGCUGCGGGUGCAGAACGCAGAGUAUGUGCGCAGCUUUACCCAGAAAAUCGAGUCGCUGCGCAGCG
Molecule: messenger RNA, 2270 nt
Organism: Linderina pennispora
Lineage: Eukaryota; Fungi; Kickxellomycota; Kickxellomycetes; Kickxellales; Kickxellaceae
Product: kinesin-domain-containing protein
Exons: 2
Coding region: 72-2126 (684 amino acids)
Biological process (GO): microtubule-based movement
Molecular function (GO): ATP binding; microtubule binding; plus-end-directed microtubule motor activity
Source: RefSeq, a predicted model, not a curated record